Molecule: messenger RNA, 2274 nt
Organism: Lichtheimia ornata
Lineage: Eukaryota; Fungi; Mucoromycota; Mucoromycetes; Mucorales; Lichtheimiaceae
Exons: 8
Coding region: 1-2274 (757 amino acids)
Cellular component (GO): nucleus; cytoplasm
Molecular function (GO): mRNA binding
Source: RefSeq, a predicted model, not a curated record
AUGAAGACGGCCCAAGGUGUAUCACGUCGUUUUGGAUUUAUCGGCUAUCGCACUGAGAGCGAGGCACAGGCAGCUUUGGAAUACUUUAACAACACCUACAUCAACACAUCUCGUAUCGUUGUCGAAAAGGCUCUUCCUUAUCGAUCCGAAGCUCUACCACGUCCCUGGAGUAGACACACAGAAGGUUCAUCCGCCUAUGAACGUAAACAUGGUGCAUCAGCCAAGAAUAAGGAUGAUUAUCAAGUUGAGGAAACGGAUGCCUUCAAGGAGCAACAACGACUCAAAGACCAGCAUGUCAAUAAGCUUGCAGCAGCUGAAAACGAUCCCAAGUUGCAGGAGUUUUUGGAUGUCAUGACAUCUCGAUCCAAAGGAAAGACGUGGGCUAAUGACGAUACCGGUGUGCUUAAAGGUGGAAAGGAUGGCAAUGCAGAAGAGAAUAUCAAAAUUGCUGCCGAUUCGGAUGAUGACUUGUAUGAGGAUCUUCCUGCAAAGAAACCAAAGGACGAGGAUGAUGGUGAUGAAGGAUCAGAUGAUGAUGAUGAGCAACUUGGCGAUGAUGGUGUUUCCAUGGGAGGACAAAGAUCACAUGGCAGAUCCAGCAAAUCAACACACGAGCCUGAAGCCAUGGAUGUCGAUUAUGACAAUGAACAUCGCAACAACAAUGAACAAGACAAGGAUGCAGCCAUUGAUCAAAUUGAAGAUACGGGUCGUCUCUUUGUUCGCAACCUUACUUAUACCUGCACCGAAGCUGAUCUUAAGGAUCUCUUUUCUCAAUAUGGUCCAUUGUCUGAAGUCAAUCUCCCUGUUUCCAAGGAUACAAAGAGACCCAAGGGUUAUGCAUACAUUGGUUUCCUUCUCCCGGAGCAUGCUAUUAAAGCGUAUCAGGAACAAGAUAUGAAGUUCUUCCAAGGACGUCUUAUGCACAUCAUCCCGGCCAAAGAGAAACCUCAGGCACCAGAACAGGAAAUUCUUGGUCCCAAUGGUGCUAAGCUUAGCAAAGUCAAGCGAGAAAAAGAGGCCAAGCGUAAGAAUCUUGCUGGUAGUGAUUUCAAUUGGAGUACGCUUUACAUGAGUAGCGAUGCUGUUACUGGAGCUAUUGCCGAUCGUCUUGGUUUGAGCAAGGGAGAGGUGUUGGAUCCUAAUUCGAGCAACAUGGCUGUUCGCUUAGCAUUGGCUGAAACCAACUUGGUGAACGAGACAAAGGAGUUCUUUGAAAAGCAUGGCAUUGUGUUGGAUUCAUUUGGAAAGAAAGAACGCAGCGACACCAUUAUCCUUGUCAAGAACACGCCCUUUGGUACAUCCGAAGAUGAUUUGCGCGAGCUGUUUGGCAAAUAUGGCGAUUUGGGUCGGGUUUUGGUGCCACCAGCACAGACCAUGGGUGUGGUAGAAUUCAUUGAACCAAGUGAAGCACGCGCUGCAUUCAAGGCAUUAGCAUACCGAAGAUAUAAGGACACGCUCAUUUAUCUCGAGAAGGCACCUGUUGGCUUGUUCAAGGAGAAGACUUCAGAAGUUACAGUGGCAGGCGAUAAGAAAGACAAGUCCACAGCCAAAACGACAAUAAGCGGUGCCGACUUGAUUGAAAGCACACCUGAUACCGAUGACUCCGAUGUGGCUACUUUGUUCGUCAAGAAUUUGAACUUUAGCACUACGCCUGAAGCAUUGCGCAAGGUGUUCUCUGGACUCGAGGGAUACCGGUCAUCUCGUAUCAAUGUCAAGAAUGAUUUCGCUAAUCCAGGCAAAACGCUGAGCAUGGGUUAUGGUUUUGUGGAAUUUGAUAGCAAAGCGAGUGCACAAAAAGCAUUGAAUGCCAUGCAGGGUUAUAAUCUCGAUGAUCAUGCGUUGCAGCUCAAGUUCUCUCAUAGCAACCCCUCGGGAUCCACCAAGAAGAACAUCAAAAAAGCCGAAUCUACGAAGCUUGUGGUACACAACGUUCCAUUUGAAGCAACAGAAAAAGAAUUGCGUGAAUUAUUUAGUGCAUAUGGUCAACUCAAAUCGCUUCGUGCGCCAAAGAAAUUCAAUGGUGGUCAUCGUGGUUUUGCAUUUAUGGAAUUCACAACCAAGCAAGAAGCGAAGAACGUAUUUGAAUCUAUGGGCAACAUUCACUUGUACGGCCGUCACUUGGUGCUUGAUUGGGCUAAGGAUGAUGAAGGUGUGGAUGCAUUAAGAGAAAAGACGGGUCGAAGCUACGCAAAAGAAGAACGCUUGGGUGGACGAGUCAACAAGAAGCGGAAGGUGGAUCUGGAUGGCGAUAAUGACCAUGAGAUGUUAGAGUAG